AUGUGGCGGACGCAUGCCCAAACCAUUUUUAUAAUAAUAAUAAUAAUGUCAUUUUUGCCAUUUUGUACCAAUGAAGAAGCCAGUCCAGGUUUUCCAUGGUCUUCCACACCCAAACAAGAUGUCGAAAAGCAGGAUCAAUCGAUUCGAGCGCCAUCUGCGACAUUAUUAUAUUCUGCGAAGAAACGACCAGUUCUGGUUCGAAGUCACUGCGACAAUCGCCUGGCCUUGUACAUGGGGAAGUGGAUCCUCAUUACCAGGGCAUUAUUUGAGGAAUCAGCCACUCCACUCGAAUAUAAAGGGGCUGGUAAGCUUCAGGGGUCGGUGAGUUCAGCAGCUUUUGUGUUGGACAACCUUGCAAUUGUGAUCGAUGGAAAGUUGUACUUAUACUCUCUAACUAAAGGGACAUGGACUCCUGCUCAAGGAGUGAAAUCCAUGGUGUCUACUGUAUCUACACUACAGUGCUGCUUCAGCAAAGACAAGGCCUGCAUGGAUGUGAGCUCUUGUGUUCUGCUGUACAAUCUGGGGAGUGCUCUUGACGACCAACAGGUCUACAUGUCCUCGAAUGGAGGCAAUUCCUUUUUUAACCUCCCUAUGGCCCCCAAGGCAACGGAAUUUAUCAUAGGGGUAUUCAACAUGCCCACUGUGUCAAGCAUCGUGGCUAUGUUAGCAGACAACCAAAGAAAGUUUUCUUUCCGGCACAUUUCCGGAAAUCGUUCGGUACAGACAGACAAUCACCCCAUGCGAGACCCGCUGUCCAGCAUCCAUGUGAUCCAGCCAGCAGGCAUGAGAGGCCACCUCAUCAUCUGGUCUCCACACAUGCUGCUCUACUCACCCAACCAUGGCAUUGUGAUUGUGCCAGUGUACAUUAUGGGAGAAGAGAAUGCCACCCUCCCGCCUCCUAAAGUCACCAUUUUACAGGUGGCAACAGACGACAACGGUGCGAUGGCUGUUCUCACCAGCGACGGGGUACUGUAUUAUGGCAGGGCUGGACUGGAGGCAACUACAGUAAGGUUUGCGUCUGUCAUUGACCUGUCCAAGGACAACCUGAUGCUGUUCAGUGACUAUGGGGACCUGAUGAUGAUCCACGCCCGUGAGGACCUGCUGCUUAUAGGGGUGGACUUUGACCAUAAGGUUAUCAUUGUCCAGCAGGAGCUAACACGUACCACACCACCCGUUCAGUCCUGCCCAGUGGAACAGUUCCACAGCACGUUUGCAGGGGAGCUCUUCUACAUCGACAUGGGCAGCACCGUCCAUCUGUCUGCUGUCUACAUCCCAUCACCUCUUUGCAAAUUCUUCCCCCUGGUGACAGUUACAGAGUCUAAGCUUCUGUCCUUAGAUGAGAAGUGUGUAGAGGACGGCAUUACUACGGAGGGCACCAAGAAAUACCGCCUGGACAUUGAACUGAAGCAGUUGUUCUUUAUGGAGGCAGCAGACGGAACCCUGAAGCCAAGUCUACGUAAAGGCAGCCUCUCCACAGUGGCAGUAGACCUGAUGGGAAGAAACGUGUCCUGCAAAGACUUCAACCCCCUGAAAGCUCACAUUCUCAUUGGAUGCCCUCCUGGAAAGCAUACCCGAGUUCUUAAGGACAUAACCACUUGCACUAAAGGCACGUUCACUCAAGAGCAGCUUCAGGACAACUUCUCUUACGUCAUCCCCAAAGCUGUGUAUGACCCUCAGCACCUGUUCCGGCCUGGCUCUGCCUCCAGUGACCUGCACAUCUCCUACAGCAUCACAGACUACUUCUGCCCCUUACUGGUCUAUCACGACACCCCCUGGAUACCCUCCCUGGAGCUCUGGAACGGUAAUGAGUUUGUGGAGCAGGUGAGCGCUGACUUUGUGUUGUUCGAAGUGAACGGCAUGUAUAACUACCAGUACCUCCAGUCGGUCGAGGAUGCCAAGUGCGUCUCCCAGCCCCAGAACUGGACCUCUCUGCUGAGCCAGCAGAAAUAUCAACCUAACCCAAACACUGCCUGGACCAGGAAUAAUUAUAAGAGCUGCAAGGAUUCUGAUGGUCCGCCCCUCACUGACCCAGAAGCCCAGUAUCAGGUCCUCAACAUGGGCACAAGAAACAGAGUCUUGUUUCCCAACUACAACGGGAUGUACGUGUUCAGAGUCAUAGUGGUGGAUCCUAGCUACAGCUACUGCAUGCUGACCACUACGUUCAGUGUGUAUGUGUAUGGGGCGUUCCCUCCUUACCCUCUGCCCUCUUGUGUGGCACUGGGCAUCUUCCUGGCCAUCUUUGUGGUCCUGCUGCUCAUUGGCUUUUUCUUAAGCAAGCGGAAUUACAAAAAAUAG
Messenger RNA from Oncorhynchus masou masou (cherry salmon), 2295 nucleotides. RefSeq names its product cation channel sperm-associated auxiliary subunit delta-like. Gene Ontology annotation, biological process: sperm capacitation; flagellated sperm motility. NCBI's taxonomy places the organism in Eukaryota, Metazoa, Chordata, Actinopteri, Salmoniformes, Salmonidae. The record is from RefSeq and is a predicted model, not a curated record. Bases 1 to 2295 code for a protein of 764 amino acids. Gene Ontology annotation, cellular component: sperm principal piece; CatSper complex. The transcript is spliced from 22 exons.